Messenger RNA from Toxoplasma gondii ME49, 279 nucleotides. RefSeq lists its product as hypothetical. The transcript is spliced from 3 exons. Lineage: Eukaryota; Apicomplexa; Conoidasida; Eucoccidiorida; Sarcocystidae. The record is from RefSeq and is a predicted model, not a curated record. The coding region runs from base 1 to 279 and encodes 92 amino acids.
AUGACCAGCCUCCAGGUGUACCAGAGGCUGUGCGACAAAAAGAAGCCAAAGACCACGUUGAAAAACCAUACAUUCAAUAAAUUGCAGUUUAUCCGCUUUCUGGCCGUAAGCACUCCAGAGGACUGGCAAAACCGGAUUCUAGUGGCGCUGUAUCCGCAAGGGGAUAAUUCAGAAUACGUCACAGGCGCUCCAUUCAAAGCAGACCCCGACAACGGUCUGGUGACUUUGUUUGUGGAAGCGAACAACUCGUAUGACCCGAAGGCGCCCGAAGUUUCAUGA